UCCUCUAGCCCCGCCUAGCCACUAGCCCGAGCUCUUGGAGCACUCCCUACCCACCAUCGCCGCCAUGGCCGCCGCGGCCAUCCUCUCGAAUUCGGCCAAGUCGAGCCCCCUCUCCUCCUUCUACUACCACCAGAACUCCACCCAGUCCUCGAAGACCCUCCCUGACCUCUCAGACCAUCGCCAGAGCCGCUGUUGCCGUCGUCCCCGUAGAUCGCCACCGCCGGAGCCGGUUCUUUCCCCUCUUAGUCGUGGCCACCCCGCUCCUCUCCGGCGUUUCCUCUACGCGGGGAUGGAUGCGGCUGUCCACGGCGAGCCCGCCGGUGGCCUCCGUUUGGCCGGAGAUGGCCGGAGUCGCCGGGGUCGGCGCCGGCAGCGCCCCUGCCUCUGCUUCGGUCGGGCCACGAAGAGGAGGAAGAAGACGAAGGCGUUGACCAGCAGCAUGGGUCCCGCGACCCCACCUCUCAGGGGCCUGUUUGUAGAGAUAUGUUUACAGAUUGGUCCCUGCACUUCAUCGGGCUCUAACUUUUUAUCCGUAAAUCCAAAUGAGGUGAAACCAAAGCCCACUUCUUCGUUUUGCCGAGCCCAUUCUGUUGGUCAUGGUUUCACUAUGGUUUGCCACCGUGACCUUUAUGCCCUUGCCCUUAUUCAUCCCCUUCGAGAGAGUACGUUUUCCGGCGAUUUGUUCCGCAAGUUUCUGACACUUCUCCCCGGUGCCUUCUUCAUCCCCAGGCAAGCCACAAUACCCACUUGCAUGAUAGUCAUGCAGUAGC
Molecule: messenger RNA, 770 nt
Organism: Triticum dicoccoides
Lineage: Eukaryota; Viridiplantae; Streptophyta; Magnoliopsida; Poales; Poaceae
Exons: 2
Coding region: 65-769 (234 amino acids)
Source: RefSeq, a predicted model, not a curated record